Miscanthus lutarioriparius is the source of this 1353-nucleotide messenger RNA. The record is from the annotation of a GenBank genome assembly. NCBI's taxonomy places the organism in Eukaryota, Viridiplantae, Streptophyta, Magnoliopsida, Poales, Poaceae.
AUGGCGCCUUCCAAAGCACGCAGUAAGACGUCACUUCGUGAGAUCACUACCAUCGUUUCCACUGGGCCCAUUGCAAACUCACAACCCGCCAGCUCAACAUUGACGAAGGAGGAGCAGCAGGAGGAGGAGCAGUGCCCAAAGGAACCGAAGAUCCUGCCAUUACCGCCGAUCACGGUGAAUCUAGUCCCGCAACAAGGGUUGGGGUGUGAAGCGGUGGAAGGGCUGCUCGUGCCUAGCCGAAACCGGGAAUACAAGCCUAGUGGCAAGUAUAUUGUGGGAAAUCACCCGAUCUAUGCCAUCGGGUUCAACUUCAUGGACGUGCGCUACUAUGACGUCUUUGCUGCCACCAGCGGCAAUAGUGUGACAGUUUACCGGUGCCUUGAGAAUGGUAGUUUUGGUCUUCUACAAGCUUAUGUUGAUGAGGAUAAGGAUGAGUCAUUCUAUACUCUAAGCUGGACCAAAGAUAAAGUUGAUGGUGGCUCACCAAUGUUGGUGGCUGCAGGAAACAAUCGGAUCAUUCGGGUCAUCAAUUGUGCUACCGAGAAGUUAGCUAAGAGCUUAGUUGGCCAUGGUGGUUCAAUACACGAGAUAAAGACUCAUGCAUCGAAGCCUUCGCUCAUCAUUUCUGCCAGCAAGGAUGAAUCUGUUAGGCUAUGGAAUGUCCAUACAGGGAUCUGCGUCUUGAUCUUUGCAGGAGUUGGAGGCCAUCGCCAUGACGUGUUGAGUGUCGACUUCCACCCUACUGAGAUCGGGCUUUUUGCAAGUUGUGGCAUGGACAACACUGUGAAAAUUUGGUCAAUGAAAGAAUUUUGGGUAUAUGUUGAAAAAUCAUAUUCAUGGACUGACCAUCCGUCAAAGUUUCCAACAAGACAUAUCCAGUUUCCGGUCUUGAGUGCUGCAGUACACUCUGACUUUGUUGAUUGUACAAGAUGGCUUGGUGACUUCAUCCUGUCAAAGAGUGUCGAGAAUGAAAUUUUGCUUUGGGAACCAAAACCAGAUAAGAAUAGGCAUGGGGAGGGAAGCGUUGAUAUUCUUCAGAAGUACCCUGUGCCACAGGGUACAUUAUGGUUUAUGAAAUUUUCAUGUGAUUUUCACUUCAACCAGUUGGCAGUAGGCAACAGUAACGGUGAGAUCUAUGUUUGGGAAGUACAGUCCUGCCCGCCUGUCUUAAUUGAUCGGCUGUCUAAUCAGGAAUGCAAAUCGCCAAUAAGGCAGACUGCGGUGUCCGUCGAUGGGAGCACAAUCCUUGGAGCUGGCGAUGAUGGCACCAUCUGGCGAUGGGACGAAGUGAGUCCUUCCAGCUCCAAAACUGAAGCAAUUCAAGCUGCUGUGGCCGCCGAUGCCAAUGCCUGA